ACGAUUCGAGCAACGCAGCGCUUUCCGGCAGUGAGGUAAACAACGCGGUGUAGACAGUGAGUGAGCCGGAGUUAACGUGAGGCUAAAUAUGAGCUGUCGUUUAAUCAAUGUCUUCUGUAUGAAACUCGGUGAAUACUGCUGCGUUUAUUAGGGUUUGUAACGUGAACGCGGAUGGCCGCGGUUCCAUCUGGGCCUGGUAGCGGAUCCCGGGCAGAGAUGAUUUCCUUCCCCGGGAUUCGGCGCUCUGUCCCCGGGGAACUGGAGACCAUCAGUGGAAAGCUGCAGGACUCGGGCGUGACAGAUACAGGACAGACACCGGAUGUGUGCGGAUGUAAACUGGACCCGUUCUCACAACAGAACCAACAUUGUGAAACGUUUGUGCGACAGAUUAACGGCUACAGCUGUAUCGGAUUGUCAGGUUUUAUCCACGAUCACAAACAGGAUGAGAGUUUAAAUGAACUUCAAUCCACCUCAGAUCACUGUGACAGAUCCAACAGUGACCCAAACACCAGCAACCCAGAGCACAAACUAGGUUUAUCAUCUUACCAUGAUGUAAACCAAAAGGUUGACAACAGUCAAACUCAUGGAAAUAUAGGACGUGAUCUUGGUAUUAAAGUCACAAAAUGUUACCUAAGGACUGAUCAAGGACCUGCUGUAGCAUAUCAGACUGUUUGUGGUGCUGAUGGACCAGUAUUAGAGAUGUGUAGGCUAAAUCUGAACCGUUCACCACCAGCCACAGAAGAGACCCAAAGUCAGGAUGUUGUGUAUGUGCAUUAUGAAUCUGAACUUCAGAUGCCAGGCAUAAUGAGACUGAUAACUAAGGAUCUGUCCGAACCUUAUUCCAUAUAUACGUACCGGUACUUUAUCCACAACUGGCCACAGCUUUGCUUUCUGGCAAUGGUACAGGAGGUCUGUGUGGGAGCAAUUGUGUGUAAACUAGACAUGCACAAGAAGAUGUUUCGGCGUGGAUACAUUGCUAUGCUUGCUGUGGACUCCGAAUAUCGUCGAAAAAACAUUGGUACUAACCUUGUAAAGAAGGCCAUCAAUGCUAUGGUGGAGGGAGCUUGUGAUGAAGUGGUUCUGGAGACAGAGAUCACUAACAAUUCUGCUCUGAAGCUGUAUGAAAACUUGGGUUUUGUGAGGGACAAGCGGCUCUUCAGAUAUUAUCUCAAUGGUGUGGACGCUUUGCGGCUCAAACUGUGGCUACGCUAAGCUGUCUGAGCCUCUCUUUCUUCAGUAUGCUCGAUCAGAACACAGUUUUGACUGGGCACAAUCAUUAAAGGCUAUUUUUGCUGUUUAAACAAAGUACAAAACUUGAUAUAUCUCUGUGAGAAUCAGGGAUCACAAAGGAAAAAAUCUCAUGUGUAGCGUUUGAAGUACUCAGAGUUACUUGGUAUAACUCUAAGCAGCGCUCUAGCAGAUAAAAAUCAGAUUAGGCUGAAACAAAUAACUGACACAAGACAUUUUGUGUUUAACUCGAGGCUUCAAUAAGACGCAUUUUGUUUCCAUUUUGUUUAUUGUUACACAGUGGUUUGAAAAAGUACGUUUUUUUAUGUAGUGUGGUGUGUUUUUGAUUGCACUGAGGGGAUGCUGUGAGCAGCGUGUGCAAGUAAUGUGCUUACUGUUGAAGCUGAUAUGUGAUUUCUACAUGGGUGGAAGAGUUCCACUCUAUAUUAGUCCCAAAGCUGUCAUUUCCCCAUAAGCUUCUGUUGAAUCAUGCAUCAAGUUUUAGAUUUAAUGAAAGAUUUAUUGAAAUAAAAGAGCAAGUAUACAUUGUGUAAAAGACAGAAUAAACACUUAUCAUGUACGGGAGCUCUUUAAUGUGGUACUGAUGCACAUAUUCACAAAUUAUCGUUAGUCAUAAUAACUGAGAGAUUCAGGUUUCGGAAGGUUCCGUGUGAAAUUCUACCUGUGUCAGCAGGAAUAUCCAAGUUUUAAAUCCAUGUCUUAAAAAAAACUUAGUCUGACCAACUACUAACUCACAAAACACCUUUUGUGUUGGUCAUGCUGAUAGAAUAGAAGAAGAAUAUUUGAGAAAUAGUUUAUGAAUGAAUUCUGCUGUUGUUACAUCAUAGACAAUUUAUUUCAUUUUAGAAUGUAACAUCAACAAUUACAAAAAAAGUUUUCCUUUAUUAUGUCAAGUAAUAAGUAAGAUGGAAGAUAGCAGAUUUUCCGUGUUUUACACAUUUUGCUUUGGAACUCAUUUUGUCAUUGGGAGUAUGCUGCAACUAAAAGAAAAGAAAAACAUUUACAAACCCCUGACACCAGAGACUCCUUACAUAAAGGUCUCAUAACAGAAAUCUUCACUGUCUAAAUGAUUACAGUCUUUAUGUCCUGUUAUUGUUAAACAUAGACUACAAGACGCGGUAUCUAAUAAAAGUCCCUGUGAAUUAGUUAGUACUGCAGAAGAGACUAUAAGUUAUUAGAACGAGUAUAAACACGUGAUUUGAAUUACAUCAGAUUCAAGCAUCAGAUUCAAGCAAUCAAAAGAUAAAUAGAAUAUUUUACUGUUUAAUGUGAAGUAUAAGGAAAACAAGACAGAGUACGUAAGUAACAAAAAUGGUCAGAAACUGGGAGAAUGUGGUAUGUGUGGUAAAAUUAUUAUUUUGUAACAGCCUUAACAUACUUUUGCAUCCUUUGAAUAAUUUUUUACACAAUAAUUCUGUCCAAUGUUAUCCAUGAUGAGCGAGCAUUUUUUCUGUUCAUGUUGCUUUACACUCUGGAUUGUUGCCUUGUUUUAUGUUUAAUGCUUUGUAUCUGUUUGUUGAGAAAUAUUUAAAAUACAGUAUAUAAACAAUAUAAUUAAUAUUAUUUCAUAACCAGAAAUUAUGAAAGAUGCAAACCGUACACAAUGCUUUCAUAUAUAUAUUAGGUGUUUGCUUCAGGAGGUGGUGUCUAGAUCGGAUAGAAGAGAGUAAACAACUGGAAUAUUUAAUGUAUGUGGAAAAUGAGAGCAGCUGAAAAGUUUACUGGAUAUUUCACAUUUUAGAGCCCUUGUUGAACUAAAUUGAAAUAAAAUUUGUUUUAACUUUUACAGCAUCUGUGAGAAAAUGUAAUUUUAUUACGGUAGCUUCAUGUUGCCUAGCUUUUGAAUUAAAGAAAAUAGGUUUCUACAAUUAUUUUAUAAUUGAAAGUGAGAUGUCAGAAAGUAUGUUGCACUUUUGUGAUCCACAGGCAGAGUGCAGCACUAGAGCAAAAGCACAACUUCCACAGAGAGCCUUCAGUCGAAACAGAAGAAGACCCAGACAAUCUCUCUUCUCCUACUUCAGUUAGCUGAGCACAGCAGACAAUAACAGUCUGAUAAGUUCCCCACAUCCAGCAGUUUUUUGGAUGGCUAAAGUCAUGGGCAGAUUAGAGAAAAACUCUAAAGCCAAAUAUUAUUAAUAAAAGACGGAACACAGCAGAUAACUACAGUUAUGGAAUGUAACUGUUAUCUGUCAGAUUUUCAGUAUGCUAAAUCUACGUGAAGUGUUAAAAAAAGUAAAUACAUGAUCUGGUUAAGCAUAGAGCCAGUUUCUCUGGUGUUUCUCCAUGGCUGUAUUAAGCUGUAGUUCAUGCUUAACUGUAGUCACAUGUAAAAAUGUCCUCAUUACUAAACACCUUUAACAAACUUUGCCAAUAGCAACUGGUCAAAUUUUAUAUUUAUAUUUCAUAUUAAGGCUUUCACACAUGUCCAGUAAAAUCAACACACUUAAAAGUUGUGGAAAAAAUGAAGUAGCUGAUCUAAGUACUAAACAUGUUCUCUAUUGCCUUUGUUUUAAGAUACUGAAAUGUUUUACUACGCUCAGUGAAUAUACGUUAAAAACCAGUCAAAAUGACUAAACUUUCGGAUACUCAUAAAAAAAAAGUCGGGUAAUCAUAAAAAAAUAACAUUUCAUGUCAACAUUUGUUAAAGAAAAGUGCACAAAGUAUGAAUUUUGUUUAUUACAUUGUUUCUUAUUAUUUGCUGCAGGUGAUUUUGAAGAUCCGGACACAUAAAAGCAACAUGUGCUUGUUUUUCCUCACUCUGUUUAGUCUUAUGUCUGUUGGUGCAAAUUCUUUCAAUUGUCAUAACGAACUCAUUAUAGUUGCUGAACUACCUUAACAAAAUGGAUUAGUAUUUAAUUAUUAUAUACAAAUGUGUGAUUUGUUAUAUAUAUUGGUUUUACUGGGUCCUUAUCUUUCUGUGAAGCUGGGGUUUACACAACAUCAUGUUUUUACAUCUACUUUUACAUUUAGUUAUUUCUAAAUUCAUCACAGUAACCUUGGACUUUUUUUUUUUUAACAUAUCCUGGUCUAUUAAUUGUUGUGGACAGCACAGAAUGUCAAAUAAAGUUAGAUUUUUUUUCUC
Tachysurus fulvidraco (yellow catfish) is the source of this 4330-nucleotide messenger RNA. RefSeq lists its product as uncharacterized. The coding region runs from base 172 to 1212 and encodes 346 amino acids. Lineage: Eukaryota; Metazoa; Chordata; Actinopteri; Siluriformes; Bagridae. Gene Ontology annotation, molecular function: protein-N-terminal amino-acid acetyltransferase activity. The transcript is spliced from 4 exons. Gene Ontology annotation, cellular component: NatC complex. Gene Ontology annotation, biological process: N-terminal peptidyl-methionine acetylation. The record is from RefSeq and is a predicted model, not a curated record.